AUGCCUCGCUCGUCUAAGAGACAGACGAGGCUUACNCUUGACCCACUGCCGACCUCAUCGCUUGCACCAUCUGAUAUCAGCAAGUCAGUACGCGACCGCGCGGCAACGGUUCGUUUCGAAGGAGCAAACCCAGCCAAGAGGCGCAAAGUGCGCGAUGCGCCUGAAGACUCAUCACUUGCUGCUGCGAUCACACCUGCCAUACCAGAAAAGAGCUUGCCGCCCACACCAGACCCAACUGGACUCACUAAUUCUUUCGGCGCAUCGGUUGUCAGUGAUGAUGAGAUCAGACCCACACAGCGACUGUCAAGUCGCAAGAGCCAGAAGAAGCAACAAAAACUUGACCUCACGCCCUCAAGCCCCAGAGCAAUCAACCACGCACGCCCGGUCAGAGCUGGCUUCUUCGGAACUCAGCAACAGUUGGAUGAUUCUAGUGACGAGUCGGACCAGUCACUUCCCAAACUGCCAAUCAGAGCUGGGAAGAAGGAGAAGAAGAGCAAACGUCAGAGAAAACACAAAUCACCGUCACCAGUUGUAGAAGAAGAGGAGGAAGUCGCAGAACCAACUGUUAUCUCGGACGACGAAAGUGAAGACGAUCUGCCGACCACACCAGCUGUGAAUCGCAAACGCAAGCGUCAAGCUGAAAGCUCUUCACCUUCAGCACUCAUUCCUGACAACGACGAGGACGACGACGACAGCGAUGUUGUUGUCACUGGCUCGCGCAAACGAUCACUAUCUACCAAGAAACGAGCACCGUCACCACAACCUGAUUCUGACCCUGAACUCUCUGACGAACCACCUUCAUCAAGAUCACGCAAACGUCUACGGAGAGUCAAGGAUACAGCACCAAUGAGCACGGUUACCGAAGAAGAGAAGCAAGAGCUUGAGGAUGAUCUGGUGGACCUAGCCUCCAGUGGUAGUGACACUGAGGUUCGAGUUUCACAGAGAAACAAGUCUUCACAGAAGAGUGCUCGCCAGUUAGCGCUAGAGCGUCUCAAGGCCAGGAGAAAAGCUCCAAUGAGCAGUAUUGCUGAGGACGAGGAUGAUGAGGACGAAGAUCAAGUGGGCGACGAAGAGGAAGACUACAACCAGAGUUCUGAUGAUGAAGAGGAGGAGGAAUAUGACGAUCUGCCGGAGCCCUCAACAAACAGGACGACCCGCAAGCAGAUGUUUACCGAAGACGAUGAAGAUGAAGGAUUUAUUAUUGAUGAUGAUGGCCCUCUCGGAGUGCCAAACAACGUGCCUAUCGCCUUUACACGUUAUGCUUCGAUGAAGGCAAAGGAUCUCUUCCGCUUCGCCAUCGACUGGAUGGUGCAAAAGAAGAUCAAUCCGGCCUUUCAGAUGGACGAUGAGAUUUACGAUCUGACAUUCAAGAAGCUUGACGACGAGGUCAAGGGAUUGGCUGGCUCCAAAUUCCAAUCAGCAGCCUGGACAUCGAAGUUUACACUGGCACUUCAAGCAAGACCUGAUCUUCUCUCGGCUCGUUUGGACAGACAUUCCUCGGCACACUUUGGCCGCGAUAAAUGCGAUGCUUGCAACAGAUCAGGACAUCCAGCUACUUACGAGGUCAAGUUCGAGGGCAAGCCAUACGACAAGAACUCUUUGGAGCCUGUAGCGCCGCGCAAAGAUGCCAACGACGACUCCGACGAAGACGAUGACGACUCUAGCUCCGAGAGCAGCGUAGAUGAGAACGCACCAGUCAACUACGACUCUCAAGGCCGCCAGAUUCUUCCCGAAGAGACUGUCUUCUACCUCGGCAAGUUCUGCAUGAGCAACGCAGAAACCGCUCACUCGCUGCAACACUGGCGCUAUCACCUCUAUGAGUGGGUAGUCGAGUAUCUUGAAAGCGCUGGCUGGAACACCCCCAAACUAAUCGUUAAGCGCGAUGGCUGGAGUGUCCGAAAGCGCAGAAAGCAUGCGAACAAGAUCGUCGACAUCAUGGAAGAGCAGGGUAAAAUCAAGGCGCUGUACUCUGAUUUCAANAAGGAGAUUGAUACGGCCAGAAACGCGAAGCAGGGACGUUGGGAUAGUUCGCCUUGA
Molecule: messenger RNA, 2037 nt
Organism: Aureobasidium musti
Lineage: Eukaryota; Fungi; Ascomycota; Dothideomycetes; Dothideales; Saccotheciaceae
Source: the annotation of a GenBank genome assembly